AUGUGCAGGUGUACAGCAGGUAGACCACCCGCAAGGCAUAGUUAUAGAAAAGAUUUUAUAACUGUAAAUAAUGCAGUUGGUGACGAGGAUGCAAUCGAACCGAUGGAACUGAAUGACAAUGAGGAUGUGCAAUCAAAUGCCUCUACAAUACCAUAUAAUGGAGAGGAAUGGUUUGAUAAUGAAAAUAGAGAAGAAUCAGAUGCCAAUAUUGAUGACGAAGAAGAACGUAAUAGACGUUUAUUACUUGAGGAUUCAAGUGAUGAAAAUUCAAGUGAUGACGCUUCGAGUGUUCAAGAUUCCAGUAUUACGACGGAUUCAGGAUUUGAAACGUCGUAUUCAAUUUUAACAUCGGAAAGCGAGCACACAGAGGUGAAUAAAGAUGAUGAUGAUAGCGAAGAUGAUGAAGAAGAAGAAGAAAUAAACGAGGAAGAAGAAGUAAUCGAGGAAGUAGUAAAUGAAGAAGUAAUGCAGGAAAAUGAACAACCAGAUGAGGUUAUGGAGCCUCAAUACUACAACCAAGCUGGAGGCAGUAGAGAUAUCCCCAGAGACAACUCGUCAAUAGCGCGUGAAAAUAUUCGAAAACGCUUCCCGAUACAGAGAUAUGCUAAAAAAAGAUGUAAAUACAGCGUUGGCGAUUUGGAACUCCGAAAAAUGUCUAUUUACGAAAAUUAUUACACUUCACAAGUCGGCAGAGGUGGUGUAUCGCAAGUAUAUGUUGGAUCAGCUUAUCAAAGAGGUCACGGAAUUGGUAGUUUCCUUGGUGGAUUAUUUCGACGUGUUUAA
Molecule: messenger RNA, 783 nt
Organism: Leptopilina heterotoma
Lineage: Eukaryota; Metazoa; Arthropoda; Insecta; Hymenoptera; Figitidae
Product: glutamic acid-rich protein-like
Exons: 3
Coding region: 1-783 (260 amino acids)
Source: RefSeq, a predicted model, not a curated record